Messenger RNA from Echinops telfairi (small Madagascar hedgehog), 5529 nucleotides. RefSeq names its product ABL proto-oncogene 2, non-receptor tyrosine kinase (gene ABL2). Gene Ontology annotation, biological process: regulation of apoptotic process; protein phosphorylation. Bases 152 to 3703 code for a protein of 1183 amino acids. The transcript has 12 exons. The record is from RefSeq and is a predicted model, not a curated record. Lineage: Eukaryota; Metazoa; Chordata; Mammalia; Afrosoricida; Tenrecidae. Gene Ontology annotation, molecular function: protein binding; non-membrane spanning protein tyrosine kinase activity; ATP binding.
AGCCCGGGUGCGGGGACGCCCGUGGCCCGGCUGCUCGGGGCCAGGCCCUGGACUCGGGAGCAGAGGCCAGAGCAGCCCCCGGAGUCCGAGGCCGGAGCCGAGGAGGAAUGUGACUGGGGUCGGCGGGGCGCGGGCGGACUCGAGCGCAGAGAUGGGGCAGCAGGUGGGCCGCGUCGGGGAGACUCCGGGGCUCCAGCAGUCGCAGCCCCGUGGGAUCCGGGGCAGCAGUGCAGCCAGGCCCUCCGGCCGCAGGCGGGACCCGGCGGGGCGCCCCGCGGAGGCCGGCUUCAAUAUCUUCACCCAGCAUGAUCACUUUGCCAGCUGUGUGGAGGAUGGAUUUGAGGGAGACAAGACUGGAGGCAGUAGUCCAGAAGCCUUACACCGUCCCUAUGGUUGUGAUGUUGAAUCGCAGGCACUAAAUGAAGCCAUCAGAUGGAGCUCCAAGGAGAACUUGCUUGGAGCCACUGAGAGUGACCCUAAUCUCUUUGUUGCACUUUAUGAUUUUGUAGCAAGUGGCGAUAACACACUCAGCAUUACUAAAGGUGAAAAGCUACGAGUGCUUGGUUACAACCAGAAUGGUGAGUGGAGUGAAGUUCGAUCCAAGAAUGGACAGGGUUGGGUGCCAAGCAACUACAUCACCCCAGUGAACAGUCUGGAAAAGCACUCCUGGUACCACGGACCUGUGUCACGCAGUGCGGCAGAGUAUCUACUGAGCAGUCUCAUCAAUGGCAGCUUCCUGGUGCGAGAAAGUGAGAGCAGCCCAGGGCAGCUCUCCAUCUCGCUCAGGUAUGAGGGUCGUGUGUAUCACUACAGGAUCAAUACCACCCCAGAUGGCAAGGUUUAUGUGACUGCCGAAAGCCGCUUCAGCACUUUGGCAGAGCUUGUUCACCAUCACUCCACGGUGGCUGAUGGGCUGGUGACAACAUUACACUAUCCAGCACCCAAGUGUAAUAAGCCUACAGUCUACGGUGUGUCCCCUAUCCAUGACAAAUGGGAAAUGGAACGAACAGAUAUUACCAUGAAGCACAAACUUGGGGGUGGCCAGUAUGGAGAGGUUUAUGUCGGCGUCUGGAAGAAAUACAGCCUUACGGUUGCUGUGAAAACAUUGAAGGAAGAUACUAUGGAGGUGGAGGAGUUCCUGAAAGAAGCUGCAGUAAUGAAGGAAAUCAAGCAUCCUAAUCUCGUACAACUAUUAGGUGUGUGUACUUUGGAGCCACCGUUUUACAUCGUGACGGAGUACAUGCCAUACGGGAACUUGCUUGAUUAUCUCCGAGAAUGCAACCGAGAAGAGGUGACUGCAGUUGUACUGCUCUACAUGGCCACUCAGAUCUCUUCUGCAAUGGAGUACUUAGAAAAGAAGAAUUUCAUCCACAGAGAUCUUGCAGCUCGUAACUGCUUAGUGGGAGAAAACCAUGUGGUGAAAGUGGCUGACUUUGGCUUAAGUCGGUUGAUGACUGGAGACACCUAUACUGCACAUGCUGGAGCCAAGUUUCCUAUCAAGUGGACAGCACCAGAGAGUCUUGCCUACAAUACCUUCUCGAUCAAAUCCGAUGUCUGGGCUUUUGGAGUGCUGCUGUGGGAAAUUGCUACAUAUGGAAUGUCACCGUACCCAGGUAUUGACCUGUCUCAGGUCUAUGAUCUACUGGAAAAAGGGUAUCGAAUGGAACAGCCUGAAGGAUGCCCCCCUAAGGUUUAUGAACUUAUGAGAGCUUGCUGGAAGUGGAGCCCUGCUGACAGGCCUUCUUUUGCGGAAACUCAUCAAGCUUUUGAAACCAUGUUCCAUGACUCCAGUAUUUCUGAAGAGGUAGCCGAGGAGCUUGGGAGAGCCGCCUCCUCCUCAUCUGUUGUUCCACACCUGCCCCGAUUACCUAUACUUCCUUCUAAGAUCCGGACCUUGAAGAAGCAGGUGGAGAACAAGGAGAACAUCGAAGGGGCGCCCGACGGCACAGAGAAUUCUGCCGCCAGCUCCGCGCCAGCAGGGUUCAUCAGAAGUGCACAGGCCCCCAGCGGGUCCCCAGCCCUGCCUCGAAAGCAGAGAGACAAGUCCCCCAGCAGCCUCUUGGAAGAUGCCAAAGAGACCUGCUUCACCAGGGAUAGGAAAGGAGGCUUCUUCAGCUCCUUCAUGAAAAAGAGGAAUGCUCCCACACCCCCCAAACGCAGCAGUUCCUUCCGAGAAAUGGAGAAUCAGCCCCACAAGAAAUAUGAGCUCACGGGUAACUUCUCAUCUGUUGCUUCUCUGCAGCAUGCCGAUGGGUUCUCUUUCAUGCCUGCCCAGCAAGAGGCGAACCUGGUGCCGCCCAAGUGCUAUGGGGGGAGCUUUGCACAGAGGAACCUUUGUAAUGACGAUGGGGGUGGGGGUGGGGGGAGUGGCACUGCUGGGGGUGGGUGGUCUGGCAUCACAGGCUUCUUUACACCACGUUUAAUAAAAAAGACGCUGGGCUUACGAGCAGGCAAACCCCCAGCCAGUGACGACGCCUCCAAGCCUUUUCCAAGGUCCAACUCAACAUCUUCCGUGUCCUCAGGGCUUCCAGAGCAGGAUAGGAUGGCUAUGACUCUCCCCAGGAACUGCCAGAGGGCCAAACUCCAGCUGGAAAGGACAGUGUCUGCCUCCUCUCAGCCAGAAGAGAAUGUGGGUAGGUCCAAUGACUUGCUUCCCAAAAAGUCGGAGGAAGGUGCUGCUCCAGCCAGGGAGAGACCAAAAGCCAAACUCCUGCCCAGAGGGGCCACAGCGCUCCCUCUCAGAACUGCCUCUGGGGAACCAGCCGGUCCAGAGAAGGACUCUCCGGGGCUGGGGGUGGCGGGAGUGGCGGCUGCCCCCAAGAGCAAGGAGAGGAAUGGUGGGAGCCGGCUUGGGAUGGCUGGAGUUCCAGAAGAUGGAGAACAGCCAGGGUGGUCAUCUCCAGCCAAGGGGGCGGCAGUCCUGCCAACCACUCACAACCACAAAGUGCCCGUCCUGAUCUCCCCCACUCUGAAACACACUCCAGCAGACGUGCAGCUCAUCGGCACAGACUCUCAGGGGAACAAGUUUAAGCUCUUAUCCGAGCAUCAGGUCUCAGCCCCUGGAGACAAGGACCGACCCCGACGGGUAAAACCAAAGUGUGCCCCGCCACCCCCACCAGUCAUGCGACUACUGCAGCAUCCGUCCACGGUCUCAGACCCUCCAGAAGAGCCGAGUACUCCUGCGGCAGCACAGCCCGCACCAGAAACCCAGGAUGGUGGGAAAAAGGCAGUGCCCGGGGCCGUACCCAUCAGUGGGAAAGCUGGGAGGCCAGCAGUGCCUCCCCCUCAAGUGCCUCUGCCCACAGCUUCCAUCUCGCCAGCCAAAAUGGCCAACGGCACAGCAGGUACUAAAGUGGCUUUGAGAAAAACCAAACAGGCAGCUGAGAAAAUCUCAGCAGACAAAAUCAGCAAAGAGGCCCUGCUGGCAUGUGCUGACCUACUGUCCAGCGCAGUCACGGAACCUGUGCCCAACAGCCAGCUGGUGGACACUGGACACCAGCUGCUCGACUACUGCUCAGGCUACGUGGACUGCAUCCCUCAAACCCGCAACAAAUUUGCCUUCCGAGAAGCCGUGAGCAAACUGGAACUCAGCCUGCAGGAGCUGCAGGUGUCGUCAGCCGCUGCUGGGGGACCCGGGGCAAACCCUGUCCUUAAUAAUUUAUUGUCAUGUGUACAGGAAAUCAGUGAUGUGGUGCAGAGGUAGCCACUGGGCGUUGAGUGGGGAGAUGCAUAUCUUCUGAGGGAGAGGGCAGGGGGACUUCUUUUCCUGUGUUCUUGUUUUCAACAAAAUGAAAGACUGAUAAUUGAGUGUGUUUAUGUGAAGUACCUCAGAUCGCUGAGUUCUCACGUUUACAGGGUCAUCUCAGAAAUAUCAAAAAGCAAGCUACAAAGUACAGGAAAGGAAAAUGAGGUUGAAGCAGACCAGUCAUUGUCAGGGCUGCAAGUUGCACAGGAGAAUCAGGGAACUUGGCGAAUGUCGUGCCACAAAUAAAGUCAGCCAGUUUCUUACCUGAGGUGACAUGAGGCGGCUAGGUGUGGCUGAACGCAGCAGGGCUGCGACACCAGUUCUGGUCCACACAUGAAGGAGUUGACCUGGGUACUAAGGGUGAGGAAGUACCAACUCACCUAGUGAAUCUAUUGGGUCAGGGCAAAGGCAGGCUGGAAAAGUACCAAGAGACGUUGGGUUCGUGUUGUGGAAGUAGCUAUUGGCCUUGCCUCCACAAGGUCGUUGCCAUUGUAGUAAGAACACCAAAUCAAAUGACUAAAAUACACAGUGGGCAAAUAAAGAAUGCUGGGAAGUUUAAUCAGGGAGCUCAAAAGCCUCUUCCCAAAAUCCUGAAUUGAUCAGCUGAGGUCACUUCUACUCUGAGCAUUACUUCCUAAUGGACCCCGAUGGCUUUCUGCUUUUGGGUGCCCACUGACAAGCCAGAAGCACAGGGAUCUCUUGGCUCUCCAUACUGACUCUUCUUCACCCCCUGCUGGGAAGGCUAACUUCCUUUGUUGCCGGCAGCCUUUGGGGCAUUACCCAGGAUUGAUUUUGGAAACUGGUCACGUACAAAUCCUCCCAGGAGUGUGCCCCUGUAUUCUGACAUACUGUCCAAGGAUUCCAACAGCUGCAUGCCGAACAAUUAAACUAUCAAGGUGGGAGCCUCUUGUUGAGAUCCAAACUGCCAGGCUCAGAGGCCCCGGGCUGGGAGAAGAAGCUGGCUUGGUCCUACUGGCUGUUUCUUGUUGCCGUUCCCCUCUCACAACCCACCUUUGAGCCAAUCUAGUUAGAGAGUGGAAGGGGCCACUGUCUCCCUCGCUCUGGAUGUCCAGUAGAAUGGCCCCACCUGGUUAUUGCAUGCGUCCCUCUCACAUUUCCCCUCCUCACCUCUGUGCUUUUUUGUCAAGAUCGCAUCAGGGACAGGCUUUGGUAUUUAUUUUGUAAUUCCCCUUUAUUUUAAGAAUUAUAACUGAAACACGACAGUUGCAGGGAGCACCAACCAGACCCCAGAAACUCAAUGACGUAACCCUCAAUUUAUGUUUUGUCCGUUGUCAUUUCUAAUGACAGUACUAAUGGGUUAGAUGUCAAUAUCCUAGUAUUAGGUUUAUCCCAAUCACCACUUGUCUUCCGUGAAAGUUUUAUGACACACACACACACCAACCAAGAGAGCCCAGUACAUAAUAUUUCAAUUUUUCUUCCCAAAGGAAUAUGAACUUAGGAAGGUAGGAAUUCAGCGUUAAUGAACACUGGGUUUUCUCCCUGGCUCUGCCAUUGAUCCACUGUCAAGCCACAGCCUCAUCUCUUAAUCUCUGAAAAGAAGGUAAUGAUACAUGUUCUCAAGAGCGUUUUGCAAAUAAGUAAGUGCACAGCUAUUCCUAGGAGAGCGAUCCUCUCUGGAAAGCUCUUGAGUGCAGUCUUGUUAGUCUGAACGGUUGUUUAUUCUCUCCAGUGCUCAGUAACAGGUAUUAGUGAAAUGUCUAGUAACUGUGCUAGAAUACCCUAUGGGGCAGCUCUGCUCUGCACGAGAGGGCACACCAGAAGUU